UGUCUUUAGCCUGGACUGCUGCUGUGAUACUGUCUCUGUUCCUGUCUCAUUGAUCAGCUGUUCAACAUGACAGUGAAACAUCUGGACCAGGGCCAGCAUUACAGGCCAAGAAUGGCAUUCCUCAAAAAGAUUGAGGCCCUCUUGCUGGAGAUGCAGGAUGUGGAGACAGGAAUCAAGAUGCAGACUCAAAGGCUAAUGAUAACGUCGAUCCCUCACGCAAUCACAGGUCAUGAUAUCCUGGAGUGGAUUAUUCAAAGGUUACAGAUCACAGAUGAAGAGGCCCAGCACCUCAGCAAUCUAAUGGUGAAAUGCGGUUAUAUCUACCCUCUGCAGGAACCAACUAAUCUCAUUCUAAAACCCGAUGUUAGUCUCUACAGAUUCCAGACUCCUUAUUUUUGGCCCACCCAGCAGUGGCCUGCCGAGGACACAGACUAUGCAAUUUACUUGGCAAAGAAAAAUAUCCGGAAAAAGGGGAUUUUGGAAGAAUAUGAAAAGGAAAACUACAGUGCCCUGAACAAAAAAAUCAACCAUAAGUGGGAUUUUGUCAUAAUGCAGGCGAAGGAGCAGUACAAGGCUGGAAAGGAGAGAAAGAAAUCAGACAGAGUUGUAUUGGACUGUCAGGAGAAGGCUUAUUGGCUUGUUCACAGACCACCUCCAGGAGUUCAGGACGUUCUAGACUAUGGGAUGGAUCGUGCGAGUGACCCCAACGUUGUUAAGAAAAAAACUGUGGAUUUCUACAGGAGAGAAAUCAUGUAUUACCAGCAAUCACUUAUGAGAUCCACGGUAAAAUCUUCAGUGUCCCUGGCUGGGCUCCUAAAAUAUUGUGAACAGUACUAUUUGCAUGAUCCCAUAAUGUCCGGGUGCCUUCCCAGCAACCCUUGGAUUACGGAUGACACCAUGUUCUGGGAGUUAAAUGCCAAACUUGUGGAAACCCCAACAAAGCUGCGUGUGGAGAGAUGGGCAUUUAAUUUCAGCGAGUUGAUUCGGGAUCCCAAAGGAAGACAAAGCUUCCAGCUCUUCCUGAAGAAGGAAUUUAGUGGAGAAAACAUGAGUUUUUGGGAGGCCUGUGAAGACUUGAAAUAUGGAGACCAGUCCAAAGUCAAAGAAAAAGCAGAGGAGAUUUACAAGUUGUUCCUGGCUCCAGGUGCAAGGCGUUGGAUUAACAUUGAUGGUAAAACAAUGGACAUCACGUUGAAAGGCCUAAAGCACCCUCAUCGUUACGUCCUGGAUGCCGCACAGACACAUAUCUACAUGCUGAUGAAAAAGGAUUCCUACGCUCGGUAUCUGAAAUCUCCCAUCUACAAGGAAAUUAUUGGCAAGGCCGUCGUUCCACAGGAGUUCAAGAAAGGUAACUUCCCAUUCAUGCGCCGGCAUCGGAGGUCCAGCCCCAGCCCUGUGAUUCUCAGACAACUGGAAGAGGAAGCUCGAGCAAAGGAGGCAGCCAACACAGUGGAUAUUACGCAGUUGUGCCAUUUUACUGCUCCAAUCCCUCACCUGACUGUCUACACCGGUACCUGUGCCCCCCCAUCCCCAACAAGCUUCUUCCUCUCCUGCCACCCUGUCGGGGAUCCAGCCUCUCCUUCCCCUGGACACGUCACCCUGCCAAACUGUGCUGCCUGCCCCUCGCCUAUUAGCGUAGCUAUAGAAAGCACUCCAGGCGUAGAGAGAAAGUGGGAAUCCAGUGAAAAUCAGUUUCCAUCUCCUACUGACAAUACGGACGUAUCUUUUGGGUCAGAAUCGGGCACAGGUGGAAACCACCUGACUGUCCCAACGGAGAUCAAGUCAUCUCAAAAAACCAAGGUCACCUUGUCCUUCAGCAAGUUAUUGAAGAGGGGCUGUUCAAACUCACCGGUUUUUGCCACUCUUUUGCCUAAGUGCCAAAUGGUAAAUCAUGGAAAAGUUCAGCCUCUAAAUGAUUUGGAGCAGCAGUUGCAGCCAACCUCAAAGAAAGUGACCAACUUUUUCCAGAUUAAGGUGGACAUUCCCUCUGAAUGUCGCGUCUACCCAAUCGACUCCGAGGAAGAUGACGAGGAUAGUCAGCUGGCCUGUAAAGAGUCGAUACAAGAGGUAAUCUGUCCAUGGGAAAACAUCAUUGAGCAAGAUAAAGCCGGAUAAAGUUGUGGCCUUAGGGUAACCAGAGGUGGUGGCCAUCGUGGGCACUAGCUGGGAGCCUCACAAAUCAAAAAGUGCAUUAAGAUCCGUAAUGAAUCCAGAGAUCACCUUCAACAUCAACCAGAUCACUGCCAGGAGGAGGACUGUAAUGCCCCUCUCACUCAAGCACAGCUGUAAUAGCCAAAAAUACACCCAGAAUCCCUUUGCACCAAGAAUGGCUUAUCGCUCCUUUUCUAUGCAUGCCCUUCUGGUCACAAGAUGACUGACAAACUUGUAGCUUGAAACUGUUACACUGGUCCACGUUCUGUUAUUACAGGGUUUUUAUUCGUUUGUGACGUCUUUAAGUUUA
Pelobates fuscus (common spadefoot toad) is the source of this 2461-nucleotide messenger RNA. RefSeq names its product regulator of G protein signaling 9 (gene RGS9). Gene Ontology annotation, cellular component: plasma membrane; neuron projection; cytoplasm. Gene Ontology annotation, biological process: intracellular signal transduction; positive regulation of GTPase activity; regulation of G protein-coupled receptor signaling pathway. The transcript has 19 exons. NCBI's taxonomy places the organism in Eukaryota, Metazoa, Chordata, Amphibia, Anura, Pelobatidae. The coding region runs from base 67 to 2115 and encodes 682 amino acids. Gene Ontology annotation, molecular function: GTPase activator activity. The record is from RefSeq and is a predicted model, not a curated record.